Molecule: messenger RNA, 4452 nt
Organism: Trichomycterus rosablanca
Lineage: Eukaryota; Metazoa; Chordata; Actinopteri; Siluriformes; Trichomycteridae
Gene: col1a2
Product: collagen, type I, alpha 2
Exons: 49
Coding region: 122-4180 (1352 amino acids)
Biological process (GO): notochord development; collagen fibril organization; skeletal system development
Cellular component (GO): collagen type II trimer
Molecular function (GO): extracellular matrix structural constituent conferring tensile strength
Source: RefSeq, a predicted model, not a curated record
GCAGGUUUCCCGCUACGUUUGGAGUUGUAACUUUGCAUCACCACGGCUGUAUGCCUGCUUGAGAAAGAGUGGUGAGAUACCCAGGCACCGCGGCACAAGGAGUCUGCAUGUCGGACUAAACAUGCUCAGCUUUGUGGAUACCCGGAUUCUGUUGCUGCUUGCAGUGACUUCGUACCUAGCAUCAUGCCAACAGGGCCCAAGAGGAGAUAAGGGACCAAGAGGCGACAGAGGUCCAAAAGGACCAGAUGGCAAACCCGGCAAACAUGGACUUCCUGGGCCUCCCGGCCCUCCUGGCCCCCCUGGUCUUAGUGGAAACUUUGCUGCUCAGUAUGAUGGCUCUAAAGGACCUGAUCCCGGCCCUGGACCUAUGGGCAUGAUGGGAGCCCGAGGACCUUCUGGACCACCUGGUCCACCUGGACCCCAAGGUCUCCAAGGACAUGCUGGUGAGCCUGGCGAGCCUGGACAGUCUGGCGGAGUUGGAUCCCGUGGACCCCCUGGGCCUUCUGGCAAGAAUGGUGAAGAUGGUAACAAUGGCAGACCUGGAAAGCCUGGAGACAGAGGAACUGUUGGACCCCAGGGUGCUCGUGGUUUCCCAGGAACUCCUGGACUUCCAGGCAUGAAGGGACACAGAGGCUACAAUGGUCUUGAUGGACGCAAAGGAGAGCCUGGUGGUAUGGGCACUAAGGGUGAGAAUGGAGCUCCUGGAGCUAAUGGAACCCCUGGACAGAGAGGUGGUCGUGGUCUUCCUGGUGAGAGAGGCCGAGCUGGUCCUGGUGGUCCGGCUGGUGCCCGUGGUUCUGAUGGUAACACUGGUCCUGCUGGCUCUGCUGGUCCUCUGGGCUCUGCUGGCCCUCCAGGUUUCCCAGGCGCACCUGGUCCUAAAGGAGAGAUUGGACCUGCUGGUUCCACUGGACCAUCUGGACCUCAGGGACAAAGAGGAGAGCCUGGUUCAAAUGGUGUUGCUGGCCCAGUUGGUCCAACUGGUAACCCUGGUGCCAAUGGUAUUAACGGUGCUAAAGGAGCUACUGGUGCUGCUGGAGCUGCUGGUGCUCCUGGAUUCCCUGGCCCAAGAGGAGGCCCUGGCCCACAAGGAUCUUCUGGACCUGCCGGUCCAAGAGGCCUUUCUGGUGACCCUGGACCCGUUGGAGUGAAGGGUGAUGCUGGUCCCAAGGGUGAGCCUGGUAGCUCUGGUCCACAGGGACCUACUGGUGCUUCUGGUGAUGAGGGCAAGAGAGGACCUAAUGGUGAGCAGGGACCAUCUGGCCCUGCUGGCAUGCGUGGACCCAGAGGAGCUGCUGGAAGCCGUGGUCUUCCCGGUGCAGCUGGUAGAGGUGGCCCAAUGGGUAUGCCUGGAACAAGAGGUGCUUCUGGCCCUGCUGGCGCACGUGGAGGCCCUGGUGAUCCUGGCCGUGCUGGUGAGCCUGGCCUGGUUGGAGCCAGAGGUCUUCCUGGCAGCCCUGGCAAUGCUGGACCCCAAGGAAAGGAGGGACCUGCUGGUCCUCCUGGUCAAGAUGGUCGUUCUGGCCCACCUGGCCCCACUGGACCUAGAGGCCAGCCCGGUAAUAUUGGAUUCCCUGGCCCUAAAGGACCCUCUGGUGAGUCUGGCAAACCUGGAGACAGAGGACCUGCCGGACCUAAUGGUCUAAGAGGUCCUCCUGGUCCUGAUGGCAACAAUGGCCCUGCUGGUCCCCCUGGAGUUACUGGUGGAUUUGGUGAGAAAGGAGAGCAAGGACCUGCUGGUUCUCCAGGUUUCCAGGGUAUUCCUGGACCUCCUGGCUCAGCUGGUGAGGUUGGCAAACCUGGAGACAGAGGUAUUCCUGGAGAUCAAGGUGUAUCUGGGCCUGCUGGUGCUAAGGGAGAGCGUGGUACCUCUGGUCCUGCUGGUGCUGUGGGUGCCCAGGGACCAAUUGGUUCUCGUGGUCCUUCUGGUCCUCCUGGCCCUGAUGGAAACAAGGGUGAGCCUGGUGCUGCUGGCCUUUCUGGUGCCCCAGGACACCAGGGACCUGCUGGUAUGCCUGGUGAGCGUGGUGCAGCUGGUACUCCUGGACCUAAGGGUGAGAAGGGUGAGUCUGGUUACAGAGGCCUAGAGGGCAAUGCUGGAAGAGAUGGUGCUCGUGGUGCUCCUGGACCCAGUGGACCUCCUGGACCUGCUGGUGCUAAUGGAGAUAAGGGUGAGGGUGGCCCUGCUGGUCCUUCUGGCCCUUCUGGUGCUCGUGGUGUUCCUGGAGAGCGUGGUGAAGCUGGCCCUGCUGGACCUUCUGGAUUUGCUGGCCCCCCUGGUGCUGAUGGCCAGACUGGUGCUAGAGGCGAAAGAGGCCCUGCUGGUGGAAAGGGUGAUGGUGGUCCUCCUGGCCCCGCUGGUCCCGCUGGAAACUCUGGACCUCUUGGUCCUGCUGGUCCUGCUGGCCCCCCUGGUGCUCGUGGUGACAGCGGACCUUCUGGUUUGACUGGUUUCCCUGGUGCUGCUGGCAGGGUUGGUGCACCUGGUCCUGCUGGAAUUACUGGUCCUCCUGGUGCCAGUGGAGCUGCUGGAAAGGAUGGUCCUCGUGGUACUCGUGGUGAGUCUGGACCCGCUGGUCCUCCAGGAGAGAACGGCAUGGUUGGACCUCAUGGUCUGGCUGGUGAUAAGGGAACCCCUGGAGAGACUGGUGGCCCGGGACCACAAGGUAUUUCUGGACCAAGUGGUCUGAGUGGACCUCAGGGUAUCACUGGUCUUCCUGGUUCCAGAGGUGAACGUGGUACUCCUGGUAGUGUUGGUGGUGUUGGUGAGCCUGGUAGAGUUGGCCCUGCUGGUUCCCCUGGUCCUCGUGGUUCCGCUGGAAACAUUGGAUUGCCUGGUAUGACUGGUCCUCAGGGAGAAGCUGGACGUGAGGGUAGCCCUGGUAAUGAUGGUGCUCCUGGACGCCCUGGAUCUCCAGGUGUUAAGGGUGACCGUGGAGAGCCUGGAUCUCCUGGUCCCUCUGGAAUGUCUGGUGCCCCUGGACCUAUGGGACCUGCUGGAUCUGCUGGCAGACAUGGAAACCGUGGUGAAUCUGGACCUUCUGGAUCCGUUGGACCAGCUGGCCCUGCCGGUGCAAGAGGUGCCCCUGGCCCUGCUGGACCCAGAGGUGAGAAGGGUGUGGCUGGAGAAAAGGGAGAAAGAGGCAUGAAGGGACUGCGUGGACAUCCUGGUCUUCAGGGAAUGCCUGGACCCAAUGGUCCUUCUGGUGACAGUGGUCCAGCUGGUCCCGCCGGUUCUUUUGGUUCAAGAGGUCCAUCUGGUCCCAAUGGCCCAUCUGGCAAGGAUGGUAGACCUGGCACUAAUGGUCCUAUUGGACCUGCUGGACACAGAGGUGCACCUGGAUCAGUUGGACCAUCUGGACCUCCCGGAAUUCCUGGACCUGCCGGACCCCCUGGUGCUGCCGGCGGUGGAUAUGAUGUGUCUGGUGGUUAUGAUGAAUACAGAGCUGACCAAGCUGCUCUCAGGGCUAAGGACUAUGAGGUGGAUGCCACCAUCAAGUCCCUGAACACUCAGAUCGAGAACCUGCUCUCACCUGAGGGCUCCAAGAAGAACCCUGCCCGCACCUGCCGUGACAUCAGACUCAGCCACCCAGACUGGAGCAGUGGUUUCUACUGGAUCGAUCCAAACCAGGGCUGCACCAUGGAUGCCAUUAAGGUCUUCUGUGACUUUACCACUGGUCACACCUGCAUCCACGCUCAUCCAGAAAGCAUUGCACGCAAGAACUGGCACAGAAGCACCCAGGAGAAGAAGCAUGUCUGGUUCGGUGAGACCAUCAACGGUGGCACUGAGUUUGGCUACAAUGAUGAGACACUGAGCACACAGUCCAUGGCUACACAGCUUGCCUUCAUGCGUCUGCUGGCCAACAAGGCUGUCCAGAACAUCACUUACCACUGCAAGAACAGCAUUGCCUACAUGGAUGGUGAGAACCGCAACCUGAAGAAGGCUGUCCUGCUCCAGGGCUCCAACGAUGUUGAGCUCAGGGCAGAGGGCAACAGUCGCUUCACCUACAGCGUCCUGGAGGAUGGCUGCACUAAACACACCGGUCAAUGGAGCAAGACAGUCAUCGAAUACAGAACAAAUAAACCAUCUCGUCUGCCCAUCCUUGACAUUGCACCUUUGGACAUUGGUGGCGCUGACCAGGAGUUUGGUUUGGACAUUGGCCCAGUCUGUUUCAAAUAAAUAGACUCAUGAUAAAUUAAAACGAGAGAAAGAAAAAUGAAAAAAAUCUCUGCCCUACUUCUCUGUGUUGUUUUUUAUACUGAAUGCUGAUUUCCUCUGCACAUCCACUUGCUUAAGCUGGGCUCUAUCGGAGAGGACCAUUGGACUGUAUGGAGCGUUGCACAAUACAAAUUAAUACAGAAGCCCAAAAAGAGAUGCUGGGAAACACCAUGGUUUGGGACAUGGCAUCAUUUUGUAAAAAAUGAAAGUGUAAUAAAAACAAUGAAAGUAUG